CUGGCCGGCGGCGGCGGAAGGGGAAGCGCGGAGCUGCUGGCCGCGCGGCCAUGGCGGAGCGGGUGCGCGAGGAGCUCGCGGCCUUGGCUGCGAUUUUCUGCGGGCCCGACGAGUGGGAGGUGCUGAGCCACUCAGAAACAGAUGGGACCGUGUUCAGAAUUCGCACAAAAGCCGAAGGACUUACGGAUGCGGAUGUACCCUUAGAGUUGGUGUUCCAUUUACCGGUUAGCUACCCCUCGUGUCUGCCUGGUGUCUCGGUUAACUGUGAACACCUGACCCGGGCCCAGUGCGUGACUGUGAAAGAGAAGUUACUUGAGCGAGCAGAGAACCUUGGAUCAGAACCUAUGGUUCACGAGCUGGUUCUCUGGAUUCAGCAGAAUCUCAGGCACAUCCUCAACCAACCAGAAACUGGAAGAGGCAGUGAGACGUGUGCUCUUGCAGCAAGCACGGCCGUGGAUGAUGGACUGUGGGUAACUCUUUUACAUUUAGACCACAUGAGAGCAAAGACUAAAUACGUCAAAACUGUGGAGAAGUGGGCUUCCGACUUAAGACUGACGGGAAGACUGAUGUUCAUGGGUAAAAUAAUACUGAUUUUACUACAAGGAGACAGAAGCAACAUCAAGGAGUACCUGAUUCUUCAGAAAACCUCCAAAGUCGAUGUGGACUCAAGUGGAAAGAAAUGCAGAGAGAAAAUGAUUAGUGUACUCGUUGAAACAAAAGUACAGACAGAACACAAAAGGUUUCUGGCAUUUGAAGUCAAAGAGUAUUCAUCGUUGGAUGAGUUACAAAAGGAAUUUGAAACUGCAGGACUUAAGAAGCUUUUCUCCGAAUUUGUACUUGGGCUGGUAAAAUGAAGUGGAAGAUAGGAAUCAUUUAGUAAAACAGCUGUGGUUUUUUUGCAUUGGGUUUUGGGAGUGGCUAAGUGAAAUACUCAUAAGGGAACAAUUUUAAAGUUUCUCUGAAGCAAAAUGAUAGACACCAUCCCAACUUCAGGAGCAAAAGCCAAUUCUGUUUAUGGAAUAUUAAACGGUAAAAACACUCCUGUAUUCUAAUUUUUGCCAGUAAAGCCUAGGUUCAAUAGUUGGAAUGUUAUUUGAAAGAUAAAUAUAAGAAGAUGAUGAUAAAUGAGCCCUUGUGUUUAUACAGAGGAUUUGUUUGGAACUGAGCAAUUUUCUGGCUAAUUUUCUUGUAAUUAAAUGAAUUUUUAAAAGCGUUGUUUUCAUGUUUACUUUUUUCAUGUUUACAUUUUUAGCAUUUGAUCACGAUUUUCUCCCGUUCAGCUUAUUAUGUCUAAUGUUUUAAGUUGAAUGUUAAGAAAAAUAUAACACUGAUUUCUUUGUGGAAUUGCGUAAAUCGUUAGUUUAAAUACAAACCAAAGAAAUUCUAUAGAACUUGAUUUACAGUUGCUUUCUUUGGGGUCCCAGAAUAGCAUGGUACUUGCUAGUUAUAGGACUAGAGAGUUGACUUAAAUUAAAACUCUUUUUUGAACAAUUUUCCUUCUAGUUUUAUAAGGGAAGAAAUGUUUCACACAAAAUGAACUUGGCUUGCUGGAUGGAGAAAGUUAUCUAGAGCUUGAGGUACUUAUGAAAAAAUAAUUGGGACUUCUGGAAGAUAGAGGAGGUGAGGCCAAGAGCUGGGACUCCUGAAAAGCUACACUGUAGGUGUAAGAGUGAACUGUGUAUAAACCAGUUGUCCUGGACUAUGGCUAAGCUUUGAGGAUUCUGGCAAGUGCAAAAGUCUUAAACUUUGAACUUGGAUUAAGGUAGUCCAUGAUUCUCAAGUUCUCAUAUCCUUCAAACCUUUGGAGGAAGAUAGCAUCCUAGGUGUCAAAUUUUAUCUAUGAAUAAUUUUUAAAUUCAAUAUCCAGCUAACAAUCAGGGGUAAUUGGACUCGUGAAGAGACAAGAUACUAUGAGUGAGAAACAGCAGAAACAGUAGAUGACAGAAAUAGACCCCCAGGGACUCCAGAUGCUGGAAUUAUCAGACAUAGAUCAUGAAACAGUUACACGUAAUAUCUUCGUGGAGGUAGAAGUCAAACUUGAAACUGGAGUUAGAAACUGUGAAAGGUGACAUGGCAUAUUUGAAAAACAACAAAACAAAAAAUAAAGCAAAUAGGAAUCUAGAACUGAAAAAUGCAACAAUUCAAGGGGCGGUUAAUUAGUUAAAGUCCAACUAGGAAAUCAGACAGUAUUUCAAACAGUAAAUUUCAAGCAGGAACUGGUUACAAAUGAGAAGAUCUGGAAGAACAAAAUGGAGAAGGAACAGGGCUGGAUGACGGAAGGAACAGGGAGGGCAACAGCAGUUCAGAAACUGCUAAGAGCUGUACCUGCUGCUGCCCUGUUGGAGACUGCUGUCAUUGGUGCUAGAUCUGCUGCGGUGGUCCAGUCUUCACCUAAAAUUGAUGAUGGGCAGGGUCUCUGACCUGUUGGAGUUCAGAACCACUCCACCGCUGCUGCCACAGCAACAACUACCAGCGACGACCACAGUGCUGCAACCUGUACUGCCUUCUGACCUCCAGCAGUGCUUCCUAUUGAGCAAACCUAACAGGAAUCCAGCUGGCAGAGAAGUCUGGGAAAUUUGGGUUGCAUAUCCCAACCCCAGGAGAACAGAGCGGAAUAUAGGAGGAUGGUAGUGUGUGUGUGUGGAGAGAGGAGAGAGGGAGCUGAGCGCCUAUAGUAAGUAACCAGCAUAACCUUCCGUUUUAGCUGUUAAGCAUCCACACACCACCUUCUGCCUGUAUUUAAAUUUCUGUACAACAACAACAGUUUUCUGCUUCUGUCUAUGCAGAUUUAACUGUCUUUUGUACAAAUGAAGAAACUCUCACCUACCCCCAAAGGGGAGAAAUAAAGUCGCAUCAGU
Messenger RNA from Equus quagga, 2858 nucleotides. RefSeq names its product RWD domain containing 3 (gene RWDD3). The transcript has 5 exons. Bases 51 to 854 code for a protein of 267 amino acids. Lineage: Eukaryota; Metazoa; Chordata; Mammalia; Perissodactyla; Equidae. Gene Ontology annotation, biological process: positive regulation of protein sumoylation; positive regulation of hypoxia-inducible factor-1alpha signaling pathway. Gene Ontology annotation, molecular function: protein binding. The record is from RefSeq and is a predicted model, not a curated record.